Molecule: messenger RNA, 1757 nt
Organism: Prunus persica (peach)
Lineage: Eukaryota; Viridiplantae; Streptophyta; Magnoliopsida; Rosales; Rosaceae
Product: 2,3-dimethylmalate lyase
Exons: 8
Coding region: 124-1602 (492 amino acids)
Molecular function (GO): catalytic activity
Source: RefSeq, a predicted model, not a curated record
UUGUGUGACUUUCUUCUCCCAAAACACACAAGAGACUGAACUCAGCUCAGUCUUUGUAUUUGUCAUAAGUCAUAACGCGUUCCAUCAAUUUGAACACAGCCAUUGAAUUGAAGAGGAGAGAGAAUGAAUCUGCAGCCUCUGGUGCGUAGCAGAUGCUGCACUGUCUCUCUUCCUCACACCCGCUCUUUCAAUCUCAGCACAAAAGUACCACCAUCUUCAAAUCUCACAUUUGGGUCGUCCCUCCAUCAACGCCCACUUUCUGCCUCUCCUGCGAAAAGGGGUGUCCUUCAACUCGUCGCUGCUUACUCAAGAGGCAGAGAAUCAGCCCCUGAGUCUCCGGCGAAAGCGCUCCGCCGAAUUCUUGACUUGCCAGGGGUUCAUCAAGCCCCUGCUUGUUUUGAUGCUCUAAGUGCCAAGUUGGUUGAAAGAGCUGGCUUCCAGUGCUGCUUGACCAGUGGAUUUUCGAUAUCGGCUGCUAGAUUAGGAUUGCCAGAUACAGGUUUGAUAUCCUAUGGAGAAAUGGUGGAUCAGGGGCAACAAAUUACCCAAGCUGUGUCAAUUCCUGUUAUCGGGGAUGGGGAUAAUGGAUACGGGAAUGCAAUCAAUGUUAAGAGAACUGUCAAGGGAUAUAUUAAAGCCGGUUUUGCUGGGAUUCUGCUUGAAGAUCAGAUCUCUCCAAAGGCUUGUGGUCAUACGAAAGGCAGGAAAGUGGUCUCAAGAGAGGAGGCUGUGAUACGGAUAAGAGCAGCUGUUGAUGCUCGGAAAGAGAGUGGCUCUGACAUUGUCAUUGUAGCACGAACUGAUUCUCGUCAAGCAGUGUCUUUGGAUGAAGCACUCUGGAGGUCAAGGGCAUUUGCUGAUGCUGGAGCAGAUGUUCUUUUCAUUGAUGCACUAACUUCUAAAGAAGAGAUGAAGGCUUUUUGUGGAAUAUCUUCCCCAGUUCCAAAAAUGGCCAAUAUGCUUGAAGGAGGGGGCAAAACACCAAUACUCAAUCCUCUUGAACUCGAGGAUGUUGGAUAUAAACUUGUGACCUAUCCACUUUCCUUGAUUGGGGUUUCUAUUCGAGCAAUGCAGGAAGCACUAGCUGGUAUCAGAGGAGGUCGUAUCCCUCCUCCUGGAAGCAUGCCAUCCUUCGAAGAGGUUAAGGAAAUCCUAGGUUUCAACAAUUAUUAUGACGAAGAAAAGCGGUAUUCUGCCAGCAUCACUCCACUAUCUUCAGAAAGAUUGACCAGUAAUGUGUACAGUCUCCAAAGGAGGGUUAAAGAUGAUGCAGAGCAGAAAGAUCAGAGUCCUCAAGAUCCCAUUGUUGAAGUUAUAACACCUGACGUCUACAAUAACUAUGGUGCAGAUGGUUCCAGGGGUUCAUUUUCUGGGAUCUGGUCUCGGACGUUGAGGGUCAAAAUAACUGGAAGAGAUGGAUUUGAGAAACUUGAUGUUAGGAUUCCUGCUGGAUUCUUGGAUGGAAUCACAAAUAUAGUUCCAGCUCUCGGCGGUGUAAACAUCAAAGAACUGUUGAAUGAGGCAGCUGAUGAAAUGGGAGGGAAAGUGCUGUUAGAUUUUAAUGACACAAUUGGUGAUAGGAUUCAAGUUUUUCUAGAGUAAAUCCAAUGCGGUUUUACCUGUUUAAUGCUAAAGGUAUUCUCUGUAUAACAUGAACGGUCCUCCAAGACGUUUUGUUUAUUGGGUAUUCUCUUAUGAGACAAUUUCUCAAAUUGGGUAGAAAAAUACCAAAUGCAGAUGCAAGUGUUUAACUUCUA